This is a messenger RNA of Chiloscyllium plagiosum (whitespotted bambooshark), 8265 nucleotides long. The record is from RefSeq and is a predicted model, not a curated record. Lineage: Eukaryota; Metazoa; Chordata; Chondrichthyes; Orectolobiformes; Hemiscylliidae.
UGCCUUCUGUUGAAAAUGUUGCCUUUGAAGUCAUUUGUCCUCCUAUCUACCAGGCACUUUGGGACGCUUUACUACAUUAAAGGUGGCUGCUGUGGAUCAGAUCAGAAGCAGUACGUCAUUGGAGGAUGGGCCUGGGCUUGGUGGUGCGUCUCUCAGACACAGAGACUACCUCUGGAGAUCAUGACCGUCGUCUGUCAGUGUGAGGAUAUAGAAACCAUUGAGGGGGUCCCUGUAUAUGUUACAGGGGUCGCACAGGUGAAGGUAAUGACUGAUAAGGAUCUGUUAGCUGUGGCGUGUGAACAGUUCCUGGGGAAAAGUGUACAGGAGACCAAGAGUGUGGUGUUACAAACCCUCGAAGGACACCUCCGAGCGAUUCUGGGGACGCUGACUGUUGAAGCCAUCUAUCAGGACCGGGACCAGUUUGCCCAGCUAGUGCGUGAAGUGGCUGCUCCUGAUGUCGGCCGCAUGGGAAUCGAGAUCCUCAGCUUCACUAUCAAGGAUGUUUAUGACAAAGUGGAAUAUCUCAGCUCACUGGGGAAAUCACAGACAGCGAUAGUGCAGCGCGACGCAGAGAUAGGAGUGGCAGAAGCCGAGAGAGAUGCUGGAAUACGGGAGGCUGAGUGCAAGAAGGAAGCGAUGGAUGUUAAGUACAGUGCUGACACCAUGAUGGCUGACUCCAAGCGAGCAUUUGAAAUGCAGAAGGCAGCCUUUAAUCAGGAGAUAAAUAUAAAAAAAGCUGAGGCCCAGCUGGCUUAUGAGCUGCAGGGAGCCAAGGAGCAGCAAAAGAUCCGACAGGAGGAAAUCGAGAUCGAGGUGGUGCAGCGCAAAAAACAGAUAGACAUCGAGGAAAAAGAAAUCUCCCGUAUGGACAAGGAGCUGAUUGGGACAGUGAAGAGACCAGCAGAGGCAGAAGCCUUCAGAAUGCAGCAGGUCGCUGAAGGCCAAAAAGUGAAACAAGUGCUGAUCGCCCAGGCUCAAGCUGAGAAAAUCCGCAAGAUUGGAGAGGCGGAAGCUUCAUCGAUUUCAGCCAUUGGCAAAGCUGAUGCUGAGAGAAUGAGACUGAAGGCAGCAGCUUACCAGCAAUAUGGAAACGCAGCCAAGGUGGCCCUGGUAUUGGAUGCUCUUCCAAAGAUUGCUGCCGAGGUCACUGCUCCUCUUGCAAAGACUGAUGAAAUUGUGAUUCUUGGAGGAGACAAUAACCGUGUUACCUCAGAGGUCACCCGCUUAUUGGCAGAGGUCCCUGCAUCUGUCCAUGCUCUUACGGGAGUCGAUCUAACAAAGGUACCUUUAAUCCAAAAAUUAACCAACGCCCAGGCCUGAUCAUGAAAAAAGCCACAACAAAUUCAGGAUAUUUCUCCAUAGAAAAUACUAUUCCACAGACCUCCACCUCAGAACACUUGAAUAAGGAAUUCCUUUUCUACUGAAAACUUGUGCGAUUUUUCUUUUUUAGUUUUCUUUCCGUUUUGGUUUCUCUUUAAAACCUCUGGUGCCUUAAUUUAAUCCAGAUCAGAUAUUCAGUGCAUUAAUAGUAUUUUUUUUUCUUUCUCCCUUAGUAGUCUGCUCUUUCACUAGUUGUUUUCUGUUUGUUGCUGAUCAUUUAAGAACAAAACUGAUUCUGAUGUCCAUGUUGCAGGCUGUCUGGAGGGGGUUACUCACCUGUGGGGAAAGUCAGCAUUUGAAGAGUUGUCCUUCCUCUCCACUUGCCGAACCUUGUUCCCUAGUUGUCAUAGCAGUGCCAUUACCAAUCCUAGCCCAAUAUGCUGUUACUGUCAGGUUAUAUUUUUUUUAGGCCAUAAUGAUGUCAGCAAUGUUGUUGGUGAGGGAUAUGAUUUUAACGAACCUUGGAGUGCAGAAGGAAGCCAUUCACCCCUUUGGCCCUUUACCAGCCCUUUUUAAAGAUUUGGGAGUGGAACAAGUUGAACCAACUCAGUGUCUCACUUUGUUCCCAAAUACUUACGUUUUGAGGAGAACUCAAAUAUUUAUACCUUUCUGGCUCUGAAGUGUUCUUUUUGUUUUUUUUUUAUUUAAGUACCAGUGAGUGUCCUGGGCAUCUCUAGACUCCAAUGUGUGAAUCUGUAACAUGGACACAGAAAGCAGAGUGUGACAAAUUCUGAAGCCAUAAGUAAAUCCAGCAAGACAGUUUCCCUUCUGCUGAAGGGAUCUUGACACAAUCAUGUAAAGAUAAUGCCAUUGUGAUGUUGCUAAUCUGAUUUCUGUUUUCUAAAUAAUUUUAUUGUGUCCAAAGAAUGGAGAGAAUUGAAUAGUGGUGGUUGUCAUGGGUUGGUGUGUAGAGGAUAAUUGUGGAUGUUUUCCUGGAGUGUAUAUUGAGGUAUGAUUGUCACUUGCUGAACUGCGUGACGUUGUAGGUCAAAAUCUCAUGUAAAACUGAAAUUCACAGUGGAGUCUGGUAUAAGGUGCACAGUGUACACGAAUAACGUUUAUGGGAAUGAUUACUAUUUUGUCUUGGCUAUUGAGUGUCUUGUGUGUUGUACCUAUGACUACAUCACACAUGUACCACAAUAUGAUCUCCAGUUGAUUUAACAUUGAAUUAAAAAUUGUCCUCUACUCACCAGCAUUCAGAAUAUUCCUUUAACUUUCUCUCCUGCUGGGGAAAUGUGAGAGCACAAGUACAGUGAUCGUUUUCUGACUUGAAGUGGAACUGCAACUGAAAUGUACCUUUUGGAGGUUGGAGAGCACAUUCCCCAGUGUGAGUAAUGGCUCCACACUUCAAUCAUUGACGCAUUACAGCGACUUGUCCAAACUGCUGCCAUGAUGUCUGUCCCAGGAAGAUUGCAUGCGUUGACGGUAGCAUUACUGAGUCUCAUCAGAUCAAAGUUAUUCAUCUGUCAGGAAGAAUUGAGCUUUAUAUUCUAAACUGGUUGUCAAUCAAGGGGUAGGCAUUAAAACCACAGAACAGUGUACAGAUUCCAAACAGCGUGGUAUUGGCUGGUCUCUAUGAAAAGUCUUAAGUUCAAAUGAAAAAGGUAAAAGUCAUACAAUAUUAUCAGUGAGUUUAUGAGGUUUGUUUGUAGCUGCCGCAACUUAAAUUAGUGAUUUUAUCUUGAAUCAGUGACUUGUUAAAAAAGCAGAACAUGAGACAAACUAGUUACCUUUUGGUUACUGUGUGAGGCACAGUGUGAUUCCACUCACAAAAUAAUCCCCUCCCUCCCUCCCUUGUUAUGGUCCACGUAGUUGCAUAGCGGGGUUAUGUACAACCUGUGCUGUCUAGUUACUGACUAUGCAAAUUCUAUAAUACAAGCUGCAGCAGCCUUUUGUAACCCCCAGACAUUGAACCCAAACUCCUGUGGUACAAGUGGCACACUCAACCAGGAUGGGUGCUCUCAGAUAUGCCCGUUUUGCAAAACGUAUUCUGGAAACAGAAGCCUUAAUUUACAUUACAUUCAAAUGGAGGUGGAGGAAAAAUAAUUGUCGCCAAAUUGAAUUGAUGUAUGCAGUUCACUUUCUGUCCAAGUACUAAACUUUACGGUUCAGUCUCUCUGGGUAGUGUUACCUUCCUUCUUUCUGAGGCUGCUCAUUGUGUCUAAUUUUCUCCCCUUUUCUCUUGCACAGUAAGGAUUAGUAUCUUUAAUGUGGUUUUGUUGUCUUUAACAAUUAGAUCUAAAACUGAGUUUGGUUCUAGGUAGGAUGGAAUUUUCCUUUCAGUUGGUGCAGACAUGUAAUUUGUAGGGUAAUACAUCUGUCAGGCUGUUUGAAAUUCACUACAAAAGGUUCGGUGACUUGAGGUUGCAUUUCUGUUCAGGUAAAACUCCCAGUAUGUGAGGAAAUCCAAGAGUAACGCUGAGCCAAUGGGAGACUGUUAACUGGAGAGUGGCCACUGCCUUGAACAGGCCCAAAGUAUUGGUCGCAUGUUUUUUUUUUAUUGUGUGGACAGCUGGAAGUAUCUUUUUUAAAAUAAAUAUUUUUAAAUUUUAUCUCAUUUCUUUACCUGCUAGAAAUGAGUUUGCUUCAGUACAGUGGGUGCAGUUGUUUGAGUCAAUCAAAAUUUAUGGGUUAAAAAUAAAUCUUUUAUAGAAAAAAACACAAGUUGAAAAAGAGGUGAAUUUAGUCUAUUUAAUAUGUACUCUUAUCAGUUCUAUAGAGUUAGUGCUAAUAUUAUGUAAUCAAUACCAGUGAUUGUUCAUGUAAUCACAUUUUAAGGUGGAUUUAUAUCCAUCCUAGUUACCAUGCAGUGAAUAUUAUAAACACUGACAUUUUUCCUUUUGUCCUGUUUGCCUGUUUUCAUCAAUUCUUGACUGCAACAAACACAAAUACCAUGUCAGUUUGCCUCAUUUGGUAGUGUGCACACCUCCAAGUUCAAAGGUUGGUAACUCAAGCCACACAACGUUUCAGCCAAUAAUUUGCAGAAGUGCAGUACUGAAGGAAUGCAGCACUGUCUGGGUUGCUGUCAUUUUGGUGAGCUGUUAAAGCAAGACCCUGUGGUGAUCGGUGCUUGAAGCAGUUAGACGCGUUUGAGCAAUGAGGUGCCAUAUAAAUGUGAGUAACUACUUUUAGGUUGUGUUUAUUUACCAGGCAGCAGAGAUUCCAGGCUGGCUGGCUGAUUUGUGUAUGAGCUUUCUGUUUUUUUUCUGGUCUUGGUUGAGUAGACACCGGAGGAAUGCAAAGCUAUGGGACCAGGGCGGUAGAGUUUCACCCGACAGGUCUCCCGAGAUCCCAUUGGUGAGGUCAGCACGCUCACCCUAAUACCCUGCUGUUUUGAGAGCACAGCACUCCCGGAGUGAGUGUGUGUGUAUUGAAUUUCAUGGGCACUGAAGCACAACUUGACUAAGUCCACCUCUAAUCCCGUGCCAUCAUUCGGAGGCCAGAUCAGGGUUAUUCAUGUUUGAAUGUAGCAGCAGCCCUGAGUCUCUAAUGUAAAUAUUACAAAAUCCGAACCCUGAAACUAAGAGCUCAGGUUUAAAAAAACUGAACAGAUUGCUUGCUUUAUAGCAUCUGCCAAAUGCAGCUUAUUUAAGUGCAUAAAUGUCUGUAAAACUAGGGCUGUGAUCCUCCUUUCUUUCUUUAAAUAGUUGCUCCAGAGCUUUAUUCCAUGUCCUUUUUGGAAGCAAAAGAUUUUCAUUUGAGCUGUUUGCUCCAGUGCUCCUGACCCAGCAGAAUCCCCCUUUCCCGCCAACUCUCCAGUUAACUUGUGGAUGUUGCUGCAUUGCUAAAUUCAAUAUUGACACAAUUUGAGGUGGGGGGAGACUCUACAAAAUAAAGGGAAUAAGACCACGACAGGUUUCAGUGUGUACAACUUGUUCAAAUUGAAGUUCCCUUAUCAAUUUAUAUAGGAACAUAACUGCAUAACGUUGGUUGCUAGACAGAGUUUAUCAGUAAGAUUGUGGUGGGAUGCGUUUAACUGCUGGUUGUAAAAGAUUAUUUCAGCAACUGCUUAGCUUACUGGUGAGAUCAUGCUUCAAACGCUGGAUGUGGAAUUUUUAAAACCCAAUCCUCAAAGUAUAGGACAUAACUAACACUCUGACAACAAGACAGGAACCCAGCACUCAGGGGCCUGUAUAUUAGGAACUAAUGUACAUUUUUAUUUUGUAUUUAACAUUAUUCAGACUCUGCAUGAAUGAAUAAUAAAGGUUUGGGUGAUUUUAAUUGUAUGAAUAAUAUCAAUAAAGUGUCUGAAAACCUGACCAAUUAAUUGGGUAAUUUGAAUAAUUAAAGUUAUUAAGAUUAAUGAAGGUGUACAUCAGGGUAUUGAAUUAAUCAACCUACCUCCAAGGGGAGUUAUGUUACAAGUUGCAAUAGCACAAGUACAGUAUCUGAACUGAGUUUGACAGAAAUCUUGUGAUUUGGGUGUGAAGAGAAUGUCUCCUUCACUUUUAAAAAGGAGGAAUUGGUUGUCAUUGUAUUUAAAGUCUCCUUUUAGUAAAGAGAAUGUGGAUUGGAGUGAUUUUUGGAUUGUAUGAAUUUUUUAAGUGGAGAACUUAAUUUAGACAAAUGAGAAGCUUGGAUUGUGUCACCUGUUCCUUUUGGGCCCGCCUGGCUGUUUAUUAUAAUUUUUUCAUUUUUCUAAAAUCCAUGCAUCCCUGCACCGAGAGAAUGCCCCAACUUGGUCAUUUAGGCUGCAGUAAUGAAAGAGGCUGUGCAUCGAAGGGGAAAAUAAUGGGAAGGAUGAUCGAACAAUGGUCAGCAGUGGUUCACGGAGUACUCUGCAGGCUCACUUCAGUUAAAAUGCCAUGGAUUUAAGUCCGACUUUGGAGACUUGAGUACCCACAAAUCAGGGCUGAUACUCCAUGCAACACUUUUGAGGUUGGGGAGCAACAUUGAGGGAGUGCUGCAGUGUCGGAGGAGACGGGGCCGGAUGGAGGGGUGCUGCGGUGUCAGAGGAGAUGGGGGCUGGAUUGAGGGGGUGCUGAGUCUGAGGUGCCAUGUUUUGAAUGAGAUUUUCAACCAAGUACCUGUUUGCUUUCUUGAGGUUAUGUAAAGAUCCCACUCGACUCUUUCAAAGAUAUGGGAUCCUGGCCAACGUUUAUCUCCCAAUCAACUCAGGAAAAAAAUGUUUAUUUUAUCGUCGUCAUGCUGCAUUUUAUGGGCAUGUGCUGUGCGCACAUUGGUGGCUACGUUCCUGACAGCAAGUGAGGAUACUUUAAAAAAGGAACAUGCUUCCUCAGCUGUGAACUGCUUCAGGACAUUGAGGUUCUGAAAAAUCCCCAUGAAAUACACUUUGUUCUUUCCCUUUGGCAUGAGCUGAUUGGCAGAAAGGGUGCUCACUGUGAUGCAUUCCCAACAAUGCCAGUGAGCAUGCCAUGCUCUUAAGCGAGAGAGAGACUUCACCCAAUUGCUCUGUCAUGGGGUCAAACAGCCAUGUACUGAUGGUAGGAAUCUAACCAUUUCAGCAUCUCUCACAUCGCUUUCCAAUUAACUCCACUCUUCUGCUCUGUAUCGUUGCCCUGUGCAUUUUACUGUGUUUCCUACUCCUAGACUUUGUGACCUCCCAGUGUCUGCCCUGAGACACCCCUUCAGAGUUUCUUUCAUUGAGGUUGUCUCUUUUAUUCUGAGCUCUGGUGCAUGCAGUUAGUAACUUUACCACCUACAGCAUCAUCUUGCUCUUAGGAUUCACCAGCAAAGUCACAGUCCUAGUAAUCCAGGUUUGCAGACUAAUGUUUUGGGGCCAUCGAUCCCACCUUGGUAAUGGCUGGAGUUUCAUCUCAAUGAAUAAAAAUAUGGUAUUGCAGUCUACUGAUUGUUGUUUUAAAACAAUGCAGUGUCCUUUUUUAAAGAAGGAGAUCUGCCACCCUUACCCUACGUAUGACUCCAGAAAUACAGCAAUGUGGUUGACUCUUAACUGCCCUUGGAAAUUGGGGAAUAAGCCACUCUGUUCAUUGGCAAUUAGGCAGUGGUUAGGUGGUUGUUUUUGAGUGACACACGUGCUGCGUUGGAGGGCCGUUUUCGGUGCUAUACCUAUAGACCUCUGUGACUGUAAUUAAGGAUCAUCUGCAAAUCCUGGGCUUGCCAGUAUCAACUACUCCAUUUGACAGAAUGAAGAAAAAUAUGUUGUGAUAAAACAUUGGCUCAUGUGUUGGUCAAGUAAACUUUAGUAAAACAGAGUAAAUGUGUUGAGUCUGCCCUUCCCUUAGUAUGCCAAAUGCCAAAGUAUCUGUCUGUGUCUUUUUAAUAUGCAGGUUGUUGCAAUAAUCAGGAUGAACUAUUACAAAUUCACAAUAAUUUCUUAUCUACCCUGAAAACUUUGUUUUAUUCAAAGGUGAAAAGUUCAGUAGUUUAAAAAACUCAAGUAAAUUAGUGCCACCUUUUGGUUGUAGCAGUUUUAGGUGCAUCAUUUUAAAGGCACCUAUCCCACAGAUUAAAAGAGAAAUUUUAGCUGCUAUUUCUAACAAACGCACUAUGCUGGAAUUGUUCCAGACUUGCUGCAGCUUCCUCCUAGUGCCAAGGUACCAGAAUUUCUGAGAUGUUAUUAUUUGGCUCAUUGGCAUUUGUUUAAUAGUUAGUGGCAUUGUAAUAGAGGAGUUUGGAAAUAAAACAGCAAUUGGACCAAAAUAUUGAAUUGUCUGAACAGGUUGAAGACUUUGCCAGAGCCUGUGUUUCUGCUGGCUUGAGUUUACCAACACCCCAUCAAGAUACCUGUGUGCUUUCUUGUCAAGUAAAUAGAACAUGUUUGUGAUUUCACGUAGAACUAGAAAUGCUUAUUUUGUCCUCCUUCCAACAUUGACCCUUCCAGACGUCCUUAUUGGUGUUUUACCUCUUGGGAAAGUAAGUCAAAGUAGUGUCAUUCUCUAGGUUCCUGAUGUUAUAAGGAUG